This is a messenger RNA of Danio rerio (zebrafish), 1953 nucleotides long. It is a transcript of the gene dbh, whose product is annotated as dopamine beta-hydroxylase (dopamine beta-monooxygenase). The record is from RefSeq and is marked provisional. Gene Ontology annotation, cellular component: chromaffin granule membrane; chromaffin granule lumen. NCBI's taxonomy places the organism in Eukaryota, Metazoa, Chordata, Actinopteri, Cypriniformes, Danionidae. Gene Ontology annotation, molecular function: monooxygenase activity; oxidoreductase activity, acting on paired donors, with incorporation or reduction of molecular oxygen, reduced ascorbate as one donor, and incorporation of one atom of oxygen; catalytic activity. Gene Ontology annotation, biological process: catecholamine metabolic process.
UGAGAGAAUCUGUUUAGGGAAGCCUUACUAUCAAGGAAAAACUUAGAAAGGCCUUCAAAAAUGCGUCUCAUAAACAAAGACCUCCGGCUCCAAGACGUAACCCUGAUGUACCUCACCGUUUUAGCCACUGUGGUGGUGCUUUUAGUGGCAUCCUACCAGGCUCCUGCGGGCCAAUCCAGACCCACCCUGGCCUAUCAUAUCCCGCUGGAUCCGUCAGGACAGCUGGAACUGUCCUGGAACAUCAGUUAUCCCAAGCAGGAGGUUUUGCUCGAGGUCAAAGUCAAAGAGCUCCAUCAUGGCAUUAUUCUGGGCAUGUCUGAUCGUGGAGAGCCUACGAAUGCUGAUUUGGUGAUUCUGUGGGAUGACGGUCACAAAUCCUAUUUUGGGGAUGCGUGGAGUGACAGUGAAGGCAGAGUGACACUGGACACUCAACAGGACUAUCAGCUGCUGGAAACCCAUCAGUCCACUGAAGGCUUCUUUCUGCUCUUCAAAAGAUCAUUCAGCACCUGUGACCCACACGACUACAUCAUAGAGGAAGGCACUGUCCACAUAAUCUACACCAUGCUGGAGCAUCCCAUCCUAUCGUUGCAUGAGCUCAAUAUAUCCCGUCUCCAGCCUGGCGUCCAGCGAGUCCUGCUCCUGCGUCCAGACACCCCGUCCCCCCAUCUCCCGAAAGAUGUACGCACCCUGGAGGUCCUGGCCCCUGAUGUCAUCAUCCCCACACAAGAGACUACUUACUGGUGCCAUAUCUAUCAGCUCCCGCCAAAUCUGCCCAAGAACCACAUUGUCAUGUAUGAGUCAGUGAUCACUCCAGGUAAUGAAGCCAUUGUUCAUCACAUUGAAGUGUUCGAAUGCUCCCCUCAGAUGGACAUCGUACCACAGUACAGCGGCUCCUGUGAUUCAAAGAUGAAGCCGCGCAAUCUUAAUUAUUGCAGACAUGUUCUGGCUGCCUGGGCCAUGGGAGCAGAGCCAUUCUACUAUCCUGCUGACGCUGGUUUGCCUAUGGGAGGAGAAGGAUCUUCUAGGUUUCUUCGUCUUGAAGUUCAUUACCACAACCCUCUCCUUUUAUCAGGGCGGAGGGACUCCUCGGGCAUUCGUUUAUGGUACAGUCCAUCUCUGCGGAGGUUUGACGCAGGCAUCAUGGAGCUUGGGCUGGUCUACACUCCUGUGAUGGCCAUUCCCCCCCGCCAGCGCUCUUUCCAGCUCACUGGAUACUGCACCGCCAAAUGCACACAGACGGCUCUUCCAGUAGGGGGCAUACACAUCUUUGCCUCCCAGCUGCACACUCAUCUGGCCGGUCUUGGGGUCAGGACUGUCUUGGUGCGAGGAGGUCAAGAGGUGGAGGUGGUGCAGGAGGACAAACAUUUCAGCACACAUUACCAGAUCAUCCGUGUUUUACAGAAGAUGGUGACUGUUCUGCCAGGCGAUGCUCUGCUCACGACGUGCAGAUUCAACACCGAGGACAGAAGCAAAGUUACUGUGGGUGGUUUUGGAAUUAUGGAGGAGAUGUGCGUCAAUUACGUCCAUUAUUACCCCCGAACGCAACUUGAGCUGUGCAAAAGCCACGUGGACACAGAUUACCUGCAGAAAUACUUCAGCCUCAUCAACAGGUUUCAGGGCCGCGAGAGCUGCAGUUGUCCUCAGACCUCUGUGGAAGAACAGUUCUCCUCAGUGUCCUGGGACAGUUUCAGUGGAGAGGUGCUGAACUCGCUCUACGUCACAGCACCAUUUUCAAUGCACUGCAACCAGUCCACAGCGCAGCUCUUUCCUGGUGACUGGGAGAAGCAGGAGAUCCCGGUGGUGACAGCGCAGCUUCAGAGAGCCCCAUACCCAUGUGAAAUAAACAGGAGAGUGGCUUCUAAUAAUGACAGCCCUACAGAGGUGCGAGCGGACAGCAGCGGCUGAUCUGCACCUUUACCAUCUGAAGCUCGAUAACAGAUCCACACAGCGGCC